AAAGUCAUUCUCUCUUCAUAUAAACAUUCCUUGUUAUAUUUCUCCAGAAAAAAAUGGAAAAACUAGUCCUUCCCCUAAUUUUACUUCUCAUUUUCUCAAUCUUUUUUGUUGAAGCAGUGGCAAUUGUGCCUAAAUUCGUAGAGUUACAAUGCAAGCGCACUCGCUAUCCAAAUCUAUGCGCAAGUUCUCUAGCAGCCCAUUUAAAUCCAAAAUCACAAGAUCCUCAAGAAAUAGCUCAAGUUGCUUUGAAAGUGAGCAUAGUCAAGGCAGUAUACACAAAAAACUACUUGAGAAUAGUGUCAAAGGAACUCGAACAAAAAAAGGCUAAGGAAUAUCAAGUGGUGAAAGAUUGUUUAGAUCAAAUGUCAGAUAGCGUUUCUCAGCUAACAAAUUCAUUCAAAGAGUUACAACGCAUGAAGAGUGUAGAAUAUAGUGAAGGGGAUUUUGCUUGGUGUCAAAGCAAUGUUCAAACUUGGCUAAGUACUGUGCUGACUGAUUCAUAUAUUUGCAUGGAUGGGUUUGAUGGGUACCCUAUGAGUGGUAAAAUGAUGGCUAUGAUUAAAGCUAGGGUGCUUAAUGUUGCACAAGUUACUAGUAAUACUUUGGCUUUGUUUAAUGGAUAUGCAGCUUGGCAUAGGGCUAACUCUAAUGCUGGUAGUGGUGGCUAUGGGAAAAAAGAACCUUAAAGAAGGUAACAUGCAACAAAUGUUUAUGAGAGUUUCUUAGAUUAGCUAGUUGUGAUAGGAACUUUGAGUCUUGGUGGUGUAUACAUAGCUAUAUAUUUGUAAUUAAACAUGAAUAAUACCAUGAAUCAACGUGGAUAAGAUAUUUUGUACAUCUUUUAUUAAUUUUUGUCUCAAUAUUUUGCAUAUAUCUUAUGUAAACGAAAGUAAAAUAAUAUGUAAUAUAAUUUUGUUAAUUUGGUUAA
Molecule: messenger RNA, 928 nt
Organism: Capsicum annuum
Lineage: Eukaryota; Viridiplantae; Streptophyta; Magnoliopsida; Solanales; Solanaceae
Product: 21 kDa protein
Exons: 1
Coding region: 54-686 (210 amino acids)
Biological process (GO): negative regulation of catalytic activity
Molecular function (GO): enzyme inhibitor activity
Source: RefSeq, a predicted model, not a curated record